Molecule: messenger RNA, 913 nt
Organism: Megalops cyprinoides (Indo-Pacific tarpon)
Lineage: Eukaryota; Metazoa; Chordata; Actinopteri; Elopiformes; Megalopidae
Product: cyclin-dependent kinase 2-associated protein 1-like
Exons: 4
Coding region: 107-466 (119 amino acids)
Cellular component (GO): nucleus; cytoplasm
Source: RefSeq, a predicted model, not a curated record
GUGACGGCCAUAUUUGCCGGUGCUGCUCUGCUGUAAACAAAAAGUGUCUGAGAGAGACAGAGACGCUUCAGUGAAUUUCAGGACAUUUUUAUUUCUUUAAUUUAUAAUGUCUCUGGGCAUGUCUUACAAACCCAACCUACACCAGCACAUUCCGGGAACUUCCGUGAACCAGGUUGGAAACAUCCAUUCCCCGUCAACAAGUUUCGCAACACUACAAUCUUACAGACCGCUUGUAAAUGACUACGGAGCCCCUUCCUUGGCCUUUUCGCAGCCGACAAGUGGAAACCAAGUGCCUCAGAGUAAAUAUGCAGAACUUUUAGCUAUCAUAGAAGAACUGGGCAAAGAGAUCAGACCAACAUAUGCUGGAAGCAAAAGUGCCAUGGAGCGGCUAAAACGAGGGAUCAUUCACGCUAGAGGGCUGGUACGAGAAUGUCUGGCAGAAACGGAGAGAAAUGCAAGAUCCUAACUACUGAAGUAAGGCCUCUCCACACUGAAGACUGAACGGAGUUCAGCACCUUUCAGUUCAACUGUUCCUUCACUGUUCCUUCAAAACAGUUCAGAAGAAACACCCUUAAUGUAAAAAGUUAACAUCUGGCUUGGGGAAUGCAAAAACUGAAAUCAAAGACCGGUAUAUGAAAUAUACUUGACAAGAACUUCGAGGUUUUAUUUGUGUUCCCAUUUGGGAAUUUCUGAAUUUCAUGACUGCUUAUAUAUAUAGAUUAAAAAUUGGAAAAAAUAAGUGACUUUGCAUGCAAGUUAGUAAAUGCUCCAAGUUAACUUUAGAAAUUGCAUGGCUUGUACAGGGUUAGACUGUAGAAAGGGGCAUUUAGUAAUGGACUAGGCUCUUAAGCUCAGACAUUUUUCACACACUAAUAUGUAGGUGACUGAGAAAAAUAAUAGUGCCAAAUACUGU